AUUAAAGUAAACAUUAUUAAGAGGUUAUGUGCCUUUAAGUAGAAAGAUUUAUUAACAAAAAAAAUAAAAAAAAUAAAAAAAUAAAAAAACGAAGGAAAGAAAUAAGAGGGAAAGAAAAACAAUAGCCAACUAAGUGAAAACCACAAUUUCCUCGUGCUCUGCUCAUUGAACACUGCCAGUCCGAUCACCGGAUAAAUGGUUCCGGUGGCCGGAGCGUUCGCAGAAAGAGCCUUCCUUUUGCCCUUGAUCUUACACUAAAAUUACCAUUUACCACCAAGUCCUGCCUUUUGGGAUUUUACAUAAUUAUUUUUAAUAUUUAUUUAAAUGGAUUCCCAGGAGGUUUCCGAAGGGAUUAGGACGACGACGACGACGACGGAGAAGAGCAACUUGGCAUUAACAAUAUUGCGUUGGUCUCUGGCUCUGCUUUGUCCUAUCCUUGGCUUCUUUACGCUGUCGUUUUUGGUCGGCUUCGUCGCAGUUUUCGUCGCUAAUUCUUCCGUCUCCAACCCCAUUUCCGUGCCCUCUCAGUGCAAGAUCGUCUCCAGCGGUGUGGAUCUUAGGUCAUCUAAGGUCUGUGAACUUGGACUGUUUAACUACAAAGCCAAGCAAGUGACUUAUCCUUUUGGAAAAAGUAAAUUUCGAUGCCGUUACGAUUACUAUUGGGCUUCAGUGUUUAAGGUAGAAUACCACGAUCAGUUUUCAGGUCACACUCGGCUUGCAUUGGCAGAGGCUCCAAAUGAGGCCCUUCCUCAUAAUUGCAGACCCAAUUUUGGUGCUGCAUGGUUGACCAAGGAUAAAUUUAAGGUGAAUGAAACUUAUGAUUGCUGGUAUACAUCAGGAAUUGCGAAAGUAAGCUUAUAUCAUGAUGGCCUUUUCAGUUGCCAGGCAGAAGAUCCAUCCACAUUUGAGAUGAUUAGGAGAUAUCUCAUCCUGUCUACAAAGAUUUUGCACUCCUGGUUUUUGAGUGAGGAAAAGUUCAAGUAUUUGAGAUGGGAAAUGGUGGCUGGAGUUAUUACUGGGUUUUCAACAUCAUUGAUCUGCAUUAUCUUUGUUAAGCUAGUGCAAGAAAAUGUUUCUGCAUUCUCUCUGUUUGGUGCUGUAAGAUUGCUUCGACAGGCUUUACAUACCGUCCACUUUAAGCGUGCUUGUUUUCUUGUAGCAUACUUAACUAUUACAGGUUGGCUGGCUGUCCAAUACGGGAAGAGUAUUGGCAUUGUUGAGAUUUUCACAGCUUUUCUAAACUAGGCAGCACUCUUUUUGAAAAGUGCUACUUUCUUUUUGUUAUAGAAUCCCUGAAUAUGCCUUAUGGCAUUGUAUCAUUUCCUUGUAAAAUGACAAGCAAUUGAGUGAGAGUGCCUAAUGUACUUUUGAUCAUCAUGUUAGAGUAGAAAAGAUUGACCCAAGAUAGAGGUCACCAUGUAUAGGAAAUUGCCUAAAAUAAAAACCGGAUGUAUUUUGAUAUAUAAUUGUGUAGUAGAAUUUCUAAGAAUUGUAGUCGUGAAAUAGGCUUUAUUUUAUUCUGUUCUGAUUAAUAUUUCUAAGUUUCUUGGAAUGUCAUGUUAAAGUUUUGAUGCUUUA
Ziziphus jujuba (common jujube) is the source of this 1578-nucleotide messenger RNA. RefSeq lists its product as uncharacterized. NCBI's taxonomy places the organism in Eukaryota, Viridiplantae, Streptophyta, Magnoliopsida, Rosales, Rhamnaceae. The record is from RefSeq and is a predicted model, not a curated record. Bases 325 to 1245 code for a protein of 306 amino acids. The transcript has 5 exons.